GUUCAGUUGAAAGAAACAUCUGACAAAAGAGAAGGCAUAUUGAGGGGUGAGAACAGAUACUUGUUGCCUCUUGCUGUCAAGUUCUCUCAACUGGACUGGAAGUGAUGCUUCGCUGGGUCUUGCUUGCUUUGUUCUUUGGUAUCUGUGCCGGUGCCGGAGACCAGAAAAAACUGAAAAAAGUGAAGCCUCAGUCCCUGUCAAAAGGAUGGGGGGAUGGUAUUAACUGGGUCAAAAGUUAUGAAGAGGGCCUAUCAAAGAUGGUCAGCAGUCAGAAGCCUCUGAUGGUCAUCCAUCAUCUAGACGACUGCCCAUACAGUAAAGCACUGAAGAAGGCAUUUGUCGCUGAAAGGUCCAUCCAGAAAAUGGCCAAAGAGGAUUUCAUUAUGCUCAACUUGGUGGAUGAAACUACGGACAAGAAUCUGGCACCUGAUGGCUACUAUGUUCCUAGAAUACUCUUUGUUGACCCGUCUAUGACCGUGCGCACGGACAUUGCAGGAAAGUACAGCAACCGCGUGUAUGCCUACGAGCCUGGUGACAUGGAACACCUGGCCAAAAACAUGAAGAAAGCCAAAGUCCUGCUGCACUCUGAACUCUGAAGCUCAGCUCACUCCAGCAUCUGAUGUCUCUGCAUCCUUCAGUCAUUCUCGGCUGCAUGCUCAAGGAUCAACGCUGAAAUAUUUACAUGCUGUUCAGAGCUCAAUAAAACCAAAAUAAAUUAUCAGAAA
Molecule: messenger RNA, 725 nt
Organism: Toxotes jaculatrix (banded archerfish)
Lineage: Eukaryota; Metazoa; Chordata; Actinopteri; Toxotidae
Gene: agr1
Product: anterior gradient 1
Exons: 8
Coding region: 105-596 (163 amino acids)
Cellular component (GO): endoplasmic reticulum
Source: RefSeq, a predicted model, not a curated record